AUGUCUGACAAAGAUAGGCUCAAUGUUUUCCCCUCUCGUAUGGCCUUGGCCAUCAUCAAGGCCAGACUGAAGGGAGCUCAGAAAGGUCACAGUUUGCUGAAGAAGAAAGCUGAUGCCCUGACUAUGCGAUUCAGGUCCAUCUUGAAGAAAAUCAUCGAUACAAAGCAAGAAGUUGGGGAGGUGAUGAAGUCAGCUCAGUUUUCUUUGGCAGAAGCCAAGUUCACUUGUGGAGACAUCAGCCACCUAAUUCUACAGAAUGUCACCAAGGCGGCAGUGAAAGUCAAAAGCAAGAAAGAGAAUGUUGUUGGUGUCACGUUGCCAAUAUUUGAGUCUUACCAAGACGGAGGCGAUACGUACGAGCUGACAGGUCUGGCUAGAGGAGGACAGCAGAUUGACAAAGCCAAGAAGAGCUAUGGACGGGCAAUCAUUCUGCUAGUGGAGUUGGCAUCGCUGCAGACAUCUUUCAUCACCCUGGACGAAGUUAUUAAGAUAACCAAUCGGAGAGUCAAUGCUAUAGAGCAUGUCAUCAUUCCAAAAAUAGAGAGAACAUUGGCCUAUAUCUCCUCUGAGUUGGAUGAAAGAGAUAGGGAGGAGUUUUACAGACUGAAGAAAGUGCAGGAGAAAAAGAAGAAAAUCAAGGCACAAGACGAAGCAUUGAAGAAAAAGCGCGCAGAAGAAUCGGGUGAAACCGAAGAUGCUCCUUCUAUAUUUGAUACCUUUCCAGACCCAGAUAUCGUGUUUGACUAG
Molecule: messenger RNA, 747 nt
Organism: Candidula unifasciata
Lineage: Eukaryota; Metazoa; Mollusca; Gastropoda; Stylommatophora; Geomitridae
Source: the annotation of a GenBank genome assembly